AUCGGAGCUCCGAUCAGGGUUUUAGUGGUUUCCUUCUCUCGAGUCGUUCAACAGUAAGGGCUUAGGGCUUCGAGUAUCAAUAGCCAGACCAGAACACCAUUUGGGUAACCCAACCGAAUUUUCCAAGCCACCAUGGGUUCGUACAAGUCUGCUAUGGAGUUAUGGAGAAAGAAGGAGACUGAAGUUUUGAGGGCCGUACUGAGACAGAAAUGGCGGGAGUACCGUGCUUUUCACUCAACUGAGAUCAUACCAGAUAAACUGAUGGGAGUGAUAAAAUCAGGCUCACAAACACAUUUUAAUGUAAAUAAGAAUGAUAUCACAAAGGUCCUACUUAGAAAUAACGAAUUUACUCAUCUUCAUCAAAGGCAGUAUACAAGAGAAUGUAUAGUUCGUCCAUGGUCGCAUUCACAACUCAUGAAAAAUUAUUGGGGAAGCACUAGGACUCCCAGUUUAGCUAGAUCCAUAUCAUCACAGGCUCCAAAGGAACCAAGAAAAAAUUCCAAAGAGACUAAAAAAGACAUAUCUACCGUUGAGGAUCCCUUUGAUGCUCCAACAUAUAAUAUUCCAGAGAAGCCAGUAUCAUUUACAGAAGGGGCUUCCUACAGUCUUAUCAUUCUUGCGGGACUUGGUGUUGCUGCAGCUGCAGGAUAUGCUGUUUUCAAGGAGCUCAUAUUUGAACCCAAAGAGUAUAAAAUAUUUGGCAAGGCUCUAAAGAGAGUUCAAGAUGAUGUUGAGGUAAGGGUGAGAGUUGGUUACCCUAUCACGGGAUAUGGUCAAGAAAGUAGAAAUCGUGCUGCUCGCCAACGCAUUCCCAACAGGGCAUGGACUGAUGAAGAGGGCGUGGAACAUGUAGAGUAUAUAGGUGAACUUUUAUAUUCGUGGACCUAAUGGAGCUGGGAAAGUCUUUGCCGAGAUGUACAAAGACCAAGCAGACAAACAAUGGAAAUUUACUUACUUGAUUGUUGAUAUCAAAUCACCUUCCCCUAAACAGUUGAUUUUAGAGUCAUACUUACCAGCUUAUGCUCCAGCUUAAGAUUCAGUCACUCUUCCCAGCGAAGAAUAAGAAAGGUCCCAUAACAAUGUUUCCAUCUGUGCCAAAUUAAUAUGGCAUAGAAGCAUAGUUAUGUUAAUAACUGUUUUCUUUUUCAUCCCAAUUUUUUCUCGAAAGGGUUGAGUUGAGGUAUAAAUUGUUUAUUUUUCUUCUCUAAGUUUUUGAGGCCCAAAUUUACAAUGUUUUGAUCUGUUGAAACAAUAAUUAUAGUGGCAUUGACCAUCGAGAAUUUUUUGUAUCUUAUUUUUGAUUUCGAGAUGUUGAGAACUAUGGUACCCGUUUGGUUUGCUUUGA
Humulus lupulus (European hop) is the source of this 1345-nucleotide messenger RNA. RefSeq names its product probable mitochondrial import inner membrane translocase subunit TIM21. Bases 133 to 888 code for a protein of 251 amino acids. Gene Ontology annotation, cellular component: TIM23 mitochondrial import inner membrane translocase complex. Gene Ontology annotation, biological process: protein import into mitochondrial matrix. The transcript has 9 exons. The record is from RefSeq and is a predicted model, not a curated record. NCBI's taxonomy places the organism in Eukaryota, Viridiplantae, Streptophyta, Magnoliopsida, Rosales, Cannabaceae.